UUCUAACCUUAAGUUCCAUUUUCCCUGUUCUUUAUUAUAGAACAAACUGGCAAAGGCUCUGUAUGACAACACUGCAGAGUGUGCAGAUGAGCUGGCUUUCAGAAAAGGGGACAUUGUCAUGGUGCUGGAUCAAAGCGUGGCUGGGACCAGCGGAUGGUGGAUGUGUUCUCUUUAUGGACGCCAUGGGCUGGCCCCUGCAAAUAGACUGCAGCUUUUACCACAAACUGGAACCAUUGCAAGCUCAUUAAGCCAUGACACAGAAACAUUCAGAUUUACUGAUGCUGAAACGGAUGACAGUGUGCAAAAUAUCUACCAGAUCCCAUGUGUACCUCGACCAUGCAGCAGCCCAGCGUAUGAACGCAUGGAUAAGAUCUACAAGGUCCCGUCCACUCAUCUAUCAGCUUCAAAAAUUCCAGUGCAGCAGGCACUAAGGCACAGCAAAGAAGGACCUGAGGAAAACCAGCCUUCAUUCUCAAGCAAGCUGUCCAGUUCUACAGGAGAGGUUUACGAUGUCCCGAGCCAAGCAAGACGAGCUUCUCUUUUCAACGCAUCAACCACUCCCAAACAUACGCCACGGAAACCCUCCCUGACUCCAAUUUCAGAGCUGGAGAAAAGAUUUGAUUCUCCGGAGAGUUUAAGUUGUUGCAAUCCGGUAGACUCUUAUGUGUAUGCAGUUCCACCAUCCUUGCCUCAGGAUCCAAACUAUGAUAUCCCUGUUCCUUCCACCACAGAAGCCCAACACAUAAUGAUGGGUGGAUACAGCACCCUUCCCAUCCCCUGCAAGCCUGAGUGGAUUUAUGAUGUGCCAGUGGGUCCUGAGAAACUUAGUCCACCCCAAAUCUCCAAUGAUACCAUGCCCUCCAAAGCCAUUUGUAGACUAUGUGACACUCUUUCAGCACAUGCUUGGCCCAUUCAAGGAGGCAUUGCAACCUCCUUGCUUUAUGAUAUACCAAAACACAAUUCACUUGACAUCGUGAGGCCACCCAAAGUGUUGCCAAGGGCCCCAAUUUAUGACAAGCCCCCAACUCAGAGGAUUGUGGAGGACAUUGUUUAUGCAGUUCCACCCCAGGAGGAACCUUUAACUCGAGUUCUCAACCAACCGUCCAGUGAUCAUAUCCCAUUAGAGUGCAGGGGCGACUCAAGUAAUGCUCAUGAAUUCACAAAGGUGCGUCUGCAGCGAAUGAGGAACUUUUUGGCCUGCACAUCUUUCCAUUACCCUCCCGGAAGUGGGGAGUCACCAGUGCAAGAGGACAAUGAUCAAGGUAAAACCCUGCGACUCUCCGCAACAGACAGUCAAAGAAUCAGCAGGGCCUCCAGCUCCUCCGCUAGCUCCUGUGACUCUCUGACUCUGAAUUCCCCCUCUCCCGAGCCUCUGCGAGAAGUGACGCUCAGCCAGGAUCAAGCCUGUCGCAAAAUUCUGGACCUGCAAAUUUCAAUUUGCGAGGCUGUCCCCCGUCUUAUGGAGUUUGUCAGCAGUCACUGGAGGAGCAAAGAACACCUGGAGAAACACCUGAAGGAAAUCAAAGAAGCAUCAGAGGGGAUUGCAUGUUCUCUUAUGUGCUUCCUAAACUUUGCUUUGGAUGUUAAAGGCAAUGCACGCCUUUUGACCGAUGCCAACCUUCAGACAAGGCUCUAUAAACAGCUGUCAAUUGUGGAAGACUCAGGCAUGAUCCUUCAACAAACAGUUAGUGCACUAAAUAUGACUGGCUGGCCCCUGAAUACACUUUGUCAGGACUCUGGGCAGGUCCAGAUACCUGAUCAACUGGAGCGCUUCGUUAUGGUGGCCCGCACGGUUCCAGAGGACAUCAAGCGUCUGGUAUCCAUCAUCAAUGCCAACGGCAAGCUUCUGUUCAGAGCCUCGCAGAAAGCUCCAGAGCCUCUCAACCCCUUAGGUCAGCUGGAUAUAAAGAAGAGUCCUGAUGUGAGUGAACCAGGAGGGGCCUUGGUGGAGGAUGACAAUGACUACGUAGAGCUACAGACAAAAAUUGACUUUGAAAAGCAGCAGAUGGAAGUGCAGAAAGAACAAAGAGAUAAAGUCACAUCAGACAAAGUCUAUAACAAUAUACAGGCUCUUAACAAGUGUCACUCCUCUGAGUCCUGCAGCGGCACAGAAGAACAUCGACCAGCCUCUGUGUCAGAGCACUGCCGGCUUUAUUUUGGUGCUCUCCAGAAGGCCAUCGGGGGAUUUGUGGGCAGCCUCCGGGAUGGUCAGCCACCAGAGAAAUUCAUCUCGCAGAGUAAGCUGGUGAUCAUGGUGGGCCAGAGGCUGGUGGACACCUUGUGCAGAGAGGCCCAACGUGGAGGGUCCCCCCAGAGCCUCCUGUGUAAGAGUAACCACCUGUGUGCUCUUCUGAAGCAGCUGGCUGUGGCCACUAAGAAGGCAGCACUGCACUUCCCUGAUAAGCAAGCUCUGCAUGAGGCUCAAGAGUUUGCUAAAGAACUUGCCCAAAGAGCACAGCACUUUCGAAAAUCGCUUGACCUCUGAACAUAUCAAGCAAGUGGAUUUGUUUGUACAGCAAAAAACAUAUAUUCAUCAUCUGUUUUAGUUUUCAUUCAUGCCAUAUUCAACGACAUUGAUGCUACUUAUUGAUACUAGCCAAAGGGUCAUCACUUGAGCUAAAAUUCUCCACAAUUAUGAAUGCAGGUACUGGUUACUAUAGUGGAGGAAAUAAUUAUUCGAUCAAUUGCCGAUUUUGUAAGUUUACCCACUUACAAAGAAAUGAACAGUCUAUCAUUUUAAUGGUAGGUUUAUUUCACUAAUGAGAGACAGAAUAUCAAAAAUAAUAUCCAGAAAUGUACAUCACAUAAGAGAUAUAAAUUAAUUUGCAUUUAAUUGUGUGAAAUAAGUAUUUAAACCCCCAACCGGUCUGUGUGAGAAUAACGUAAGUCCUCUUCCUUUAGGAAAGUACUCCUAAUAUCUACUUGUUACCUGUAUAAAAGACACCUGUCCACAGAAUCAAUCAAUCAAUCAGAUUCCAACCUCUCCACCAUGGACAAGACUAAAGAGCUGUCUAAGGACCUCAGGGACAAGACUGUAGACCUGCACAAGGCUGGGAUUGGCUACAAGACCAUCAGAGAGCAGCUUGAUGAGAAGGAGACAACUGUUAGUGCCAUUAUUCAGAAAUAGAAGAAACACAAAAUGAGCAUCAGUCGCCCUCAUACUGGGGCUCCUUUGGGGUGUUUCUCUGCUAAGGGGACAGGACGACUUCCCUGCAUCGAGGAGAGGGUGGACGGGGCUAUGUACAGGGAAGUCUUGGCCG
Notothenia coriiceps (black rockcod) is the source of this 3260-nucleotide messenger RNA. RefSeq names its product Cas scaffold protein family member 4 (gene cass4). The record is from RefSeq and is a predicted model, not a curated record. Lineage: Eukaryota; Metazoa; Chordata; Actinopteri; Perciformes; Nototheniidae. Gene Ontology annotation, cellular component: plasma membrane; cytoplasm. Gene Ontology annotation, biological process: cell migration; cell surface receptor protein tyrosine kinase signaling pathway. The coding region runs from base 119 to 2485 and encodes 788 amino acids. The transcript has 6 exons.